Rangifer tarandus platyrhynchus (Svalbard reindeer) is the source of this 321-nucleotide messenger RNA. The record is from the annotation of a GenBank genome assembly. NCBI's taxonomy places the organism in Eukaryota, Metazoa, Chordata, Mammalia, Artiodactyla, Cervidae.
AUGAAUCAAACCCGUUCCACCACCUUGCAGUCAUCCCGAGAAAGGAGAAUUGAAAGAAUCCUGCGGCUGAAGAAGUCUCUAGUGCCAGGGAACUGCUUCGGAGAGGAAGCCCCUGGGACGCGAUCAUGGAGGAACAGUGCCCUCGUGCGGCAGCUCUGGGCACGACCUGCGGGGCCGGCAUUCUCUCCCUUGGCCCUCGCUCCUCGCCUCGGCCUGGUAAAGGGUGAUUUGGCUAUCUCCCCUGUUGGACCAUCAGCUCCAGGACAGCUUCAGUGCCUUCUUACAGCCAGGUACAUAUUAGAUACAAUACAUACUUGUUGA